CACACUUCGUUCCGAAGCCAAACUGCGAAAAAGCCAUUCGCUUCUUCGCCGGCAGCUUGAGCAUCUAUCUCCCCACUCCUAGGUGAUUAUUGUAUGGUCUCUGGACUUUGUGAGCUCCUCUCGGAAAACAACCAAUCAAGACAUCAGGAAAAAUCGAAAAACGCCCGAUUGAGCCUGUGUCUCUUCAAGUAUGCCCCCGGCGGCGGAUCGUGGAGACAAUGGCGCAACCGAAUUUCACGAUGAGGGCGAAGACCGUGGUCGCCGCAAGCUCGGCCCCGGCCCAGGGCUGCAGAUUCCCAAGAACCGUAGCACUGGCAAUCUGGCCGUUAUAGGCGAGACCUCGGACCGAUCCCGCAUUCGAUUCUCCUUCGACGCUGGUUCCGCAGGGGCCGACCUGGAUCUCCUCACGAGCGUUAUUAGCUGUGCGGCGUCGCUGUCGAUGGCCGCGCCAAUCCCCCCUAGUCUAGCCUGUAGCUGACCGCCGCUGACCAUGCCUUCUCUCCGGUAGGUCUCCAAUCAUGGAUCACGACCACGGCCUAGGCCUCUCUGGCCUCAGGCGAAUCCGCCAGCAGCACUCUAUGCGCCAACCUACCAUACCGUCGAAUCCAUCCUCCCGCAGUCCCUCGGUUGCGCGCCUUCCUCGAUCCGCCUCGAUGACUUUGAUGCCUCCGCCUCGACGACAAGGGAGUAACAUAUCGCUUUCACCUGGCCCCGCGUCGCCCACCUUUACCGAGGAUUUGUCUCGAUUCCCCUCGGAAUCUUUACACUCCUUUUCCUUUGCCAAUCAGUCCGAGGAGCUCAUACACAGCCGCCAGAAUGUACUCAAACGGUCGAUAGAGUUCAUGAGAGAUCACAUGGGCUGGGCCGCUGCCAACUCCGCAGAUCCUGCUAUGGCCAGCGCACAAGCACGCUCUUCCGGAGAUAAGGAAGCCCAAAGUAUGCUGGAGUUGCUUGCGAGGGCACAGGUCCUGGCUGCCGGGAAUCUGCCGAAUCCGGGCUCGACCUUGCCAUAUGGCCCUCUAACCGGCCCUCCCGACGUCUCGGGCGUUAAUGUAUUUGACAGAGGUUUCAUCCAGAGGACCUCAAGCCCGGAGCCGCUGGAAGAGUCUUCUGAUUCUGCGCAGAACCUUCCUGGCCAGGAACCCAAGCGGUCCGGGUCCACCUCCAGAGGAACUUCUGACUCGGCCGAGUCCUCCCGAACACCUACGAAUGAGAGUGGCGCUUCCGCGCAAACUGCACAGACAUCACCGCCGGUUUCCAGAAGACCAAGUGUACUGCAGCGAACCUUGACGGAUACCCGUCAUGCUGAAAUCGAACAGAAGCUCGUGACUGCCAUCUCAAAGCCUUAUGCAGCGUCUACUGGGGUAGACCCGAUCCUCUCUCCAACAACGGUAGAGUCUUUCAAAGCUGCCGGGGGUAAUUUUGCAUCGUCCGUGCCGCAGAGUGCACCACAUGGCCACGCGUCCAGGUGGGUGCCGGCGGCACAGGCGAUUUUCACCACAGAAGCCAAGGCGCCCUGGACUAUUUUGGUCGCCAACGAUCUUGCUUGUUUGGUAUUCGGGGUGACAAAGGCGGAAGUGAGAAAGAUGGGUAUACUAGAGGUUGUGCAGGAGGAUCGCAGGGCGUGGCUUGCCAAUAGAUUGCGAGGGAAUGACGUAGAUGAAGCUGGAGCUGGCGAUUUUCCAGAGAGUGAAAGUAGCUCUCCGGAGCCACUCUCGCGCGUAGCAUCUAACAGCUUGCUCGGAAGUCGGGGUGGCGGCAUCACCGCACACCUGCUUAGCAAGCCGAACUCCCGGGCAAAGGCCUCGGCCAAAGUCCAGGCCGCGAAAAAGCCAAAAACCAAUCAUGACAGUGACUCAAGGCUAUACAAGACAACAAGUUCGCAAGGUGGCAAGUCUAACGGCGUUCUUCUCUGUGGCGACGUGGUACCGAUCCAGAAGAGAAAUGGGGCAACCGGAUCAGCCAGCCUGUGGGUUAAGGAAAAACAUGGCGGCUUGAUAUGGGUUGUCGAGGAGAUCAGCGAAGAUACUGCGACAGUCACCCUUAAAGAGGAGAGCAUUGUUGAGAAGCUGGAUGGUGCCGUUUCUGCAAUUUGGGGAGGCAUCGAUGCGCGGCCUGGGGUGGACGUUGGAAAGCUGAUACCCCGGGUACCAAGGCAGGGCAUUGAUCCCAGGUCAGGCGAGCUCGACUAUGCCCAGAUCAACAAGAAACGUUUCUACACGUGUCGAUACUCGGAUACAGUCAACAUACCAGCCACAGUUGAGCAGAUCAGGGGCAAGACCGAACUCAAGGUUUCAAGCUUCCCCCACAUCGCGGGUAUCAUAGUCGUCAAUACUCACGACCUAAGGAUCAAGAGCUCCAACUCGGUCUUCAGUGGCGCUCUCUUUGGAUACGAGAAGCCAGAUGGCAUGCGAAUUACCACUCUCAUUCCUAGCUUCGAGAAGAUGCUAGAUGUAGUCACGCAGGACAAUUGGUCGCUGGAGGAAGCAGUCGUUGUACCGGAGCAAAGCUUUCGUCAAGCAUAUGCAAUCGUGGGCUUGCGGGAAGGCAACCCUGACACUCCGACAAGCUCCAUGCGGCCAUAUGGGGUACCUGCAAAACAUCGUGAUGGCUCUGAAGUCAAAAUCGACAUUCAGAUGAGAGUUGUGCAGAGCGAGAGCGAUAAAAAUCCCAUGAUACCCGAGGAUGCCGUGGUGGAAGAUUAUAGCGACGAAGCGAGCAGAAGGUUGAGCACUGCGUCUAUGCCACAGGCCGAAAUGGUUUAUGCUCUGUGGAUCACGUACUCUCGCCACCUGCAUGCAUCGCAAAGCCACGCUGGAGAUGCAGCCUCUCCGUUGCUGUCGAGACGAGAAACUCAGAUGCAUCAGCCGACACCAGGCCAAACUCCUGCGCAUACGCCACCUCUCGAAGGCGAUUCAGAAACAGAAGAGCCUAAGAAAGACACCACGAUUUCAAAGUUUACCAGACAAAUCAAGGAAGUCGCACGAGAAGCUGCAGCCAAGCUAUCGAGCGUAACCAGCAGCAAACCCAAGGAACAACCGACGGCAAUGGUUCCCGAAACGAAAGAGGUUGUCAAGGAGACGGCUGCAGAGGCGGCUCCGGCCAAGCCACGCAAAAAGACCAUCGACGAUUUUGUGAUACUAGAGGAAAUGGGACAGGGCGCCUACGGUCAGGUCAAGCUAGCCAAACACAAGGAGACUGGCAAGACGGUGGUGCUCAAAUAUGUAAUCAAGGAGCGCAUCCUGGUCGACACUUGGACUCGUGAUCGCCGCCUCGGCACUGUGCCGUCCGAGAUCCAUAUUCUCGAUUUCCUGAGCCGUAACGACCUUCGGCAUCCCAAUAUUAUCGACAUGGAGGGUUUCUUCGAGGACAAGGUCAACUAUUACAUCGAGAUGGAGCCACAUGGUCUUCCGGGAAUGGAUCUAUUUGACUACAUAGAGCUGAGGAAGAAUAUGAGUGAAGACGAAGCGCGGCGGAUUUUUGUGCAGCUUGCACGAGCGGUACAUCACCUGCACAUUAAGGCAAAGAUCGUCCAUCGGGACAUCAAAGAUGAGAACGUCAUUCUCGACGGCGGUGGCCACGUCAAGUUGAUCGACUUUGGCAGCGCAGCAUAUAUCAGGAAGGGGCCAUUUAACGUUUUUGUCGGCACAAUCGACUAUGCGGCCCCCGAGGUGCUAGGCGGAAGACGCUACGAUGGCCCAGCACAAGACGUAUGGGCGCUCGGCAUUUUGCUUUACACCAUCGUCUACAAGGAAAAUCCGUACUACUGUCUCGACGAGAUUGUCGACCACGAAUUGAGAAUUCCAUGGAUCCUUAGCGACGAGAAUAUUGAUCUCAUCAAAGGGAUGCUCAACCGGAACGUCGACGAGAGGUUGAAUAUUGAGCAAGUGUUGGAGCACUCAUGGUGCAAAGCCGCGGGCGAUGACUUUGAUGGCCUUCAUGCGAUCCCUGGUCCUUCCAAUUGAAAGGUGCUUUCGACGACAACGCACACACGGCAUGUCUGUUUCAGAAGUGAAAAAAGUCAUCAGGCAAGGAUGGAGGAGUAAACGGUUGGGAAAUACAUCAAAAUUGGACUUUGGGUCGGAGUAACGGCAUCUAUUGUAUGGGAGAAAUCUGGGUCCGGAGUCUGGAGCGUUUUGGCCACUGCUUAUGGGAAUCUUGUGCAUAGCGGUUGUCUGGCCCACGACAAAUCGUUUGAAUGUCUUUACUGGGUCCAAGACGACCGUGGAGGGUCUUUGUCUGCUUUUAUGCUAGCGAAUGCCUUCGUUGCUUGUCACAUCCUAGACUGCAUAUCUAGAAAUAUACCUUUACCAAGUUAUGGAUUGCUGGCCAGUCGAUAAGGGAGUCUGAGGCAGUCACUCGGUAGUGUCAUGCUAGAGAUGAACCUUGGGUUUCUGUUUGUAGAGGACAGGAUGGAUUGUCAUAUAAGUUGA
Molecule: messenger RNA, 4433 nt
Organism: Pyricularia grisea
Lineage: Eukaryota; Fungi; Ascomycota; Sordariomycetes; Magnaporthales; Pyriculariaceae
Exons: 4
Coding region: 519-3965 (1148 amino acids)
Biological process (GO): protein phosphorylation; negative regulation of glycogen biosynthetic process; intracellular signal transduction
Cellular component (GO): cytosol; nucleus; cytoplasm
Molecular function (GO): protein serine/threonine kinase activity; ATP binding
Source: RefSeq, a predicted model, not a curated record